Molecule: messenger RNA, 477 nt
Organism: Fraxinus pennsylvanica
Lineage: Eukaryota; Viridiplantae; Streptophyta; Magnoliopsida; Lamiales; Oleaceae
Source: the annotation of a GenBank genome assembly
AUGGCGAUGAACGGCCCAAUUAAGAGUGUCCUUGACAGCUCUUCUGUAGAGGAUUCUCAACCUUUCCUUCUGUGCAGCUCGUCGAGCCAGCUGGGCUUGUUUCUGAAAAUUAAGGAGGUGGUGGGACUGGAGGCUUUGACGAAACUGCAGAGAAAAGAUGAGGGGGUAGGGAGAGAGGAACCAAAAUUGAUUGAACUCAAAAUCGAUCUCAAAAUCAAUUUUUUCACAGUAACCCUCAAAUCUCAAAAUCGUCGCCGGCAAAACCCACUUCCUGCAGUUGAACCCAAGGAAAGUCAAGCAAUUGAGGGUGUGGUUGAGGUGGUAACUGACAAAAUUGGUCCUCCACAAUCCGGAUUGCUGUAUGAAACCCCCACCAUAUUGUCCACUACGGUUCACCUCCAAAUUGCAUCGCCUGCUCGCUUCCUGUCAAAUGCAGUUUCGCCACUGGCUUAUCCUGCUCGCUUCCAUUCUUGCUGA